UUCCUUGCACUCCCCCACGCUCGCACUCACGCGCGGCUGAGGAGGCUGAGCCGAGACGAUGCCGCUGGAGGACUGACCACCGCGGGGACUCGCUUUCUCCCCAGCGUUAUCGGAUGUUCAGAUAUCUAGCCGCAGAGCUGCAUCAAAAAUGAGCCUCACGGCAGGCUGAAUGAGAGGCGGAGGCUGCAGACCGAGGCGCUUUGGUGAAAGGAGGAGGGGGGGAGGGGGCCGACCGCCCGCCCGCCCUGCCGGCCGGCCAGCCGUCUUGUUAAGAGGAUAAAGACGGGACGAAAAGGGAGAGCGAGCUAUUUUUAAGGCGGACUGUUUCGGUGACACCAUGAGCAGCGGAGCGGAUGAGAGCUCGGUGCGGGUUGCCCUGAGGAUCCGUCCCCAGCUGGCUAAGGAGAAGAUCGAAGGCUGUCACAUCUGUACAUAUGUGAUGCCUGGAGAACCACAGGUGGUCCUCGGUAAGGACAAGGCCUUCACCUUUGACCAUGUCUUCGACAUAGACACCCAACAGGAAACCAUCUACACCCACUGCACAGAGAGACUCAUCGAGGGUUGCCUUGAGGGCUACAAUGCCACAAUCUUUGCAUAUGGACAGACAGGCUCGGGUAAGACGUACACCAUGGGGACCGGCUUCGACGUCAACAUCGGAGACGACGAGCAGGGCAUCAUUCCCCGGGCCGUCCACCACCUGUUCCGGGGGAUCGAGGCGCGCAGACAGGCCGCCACCGAGCAGGGCAGGCCUGUUCCUGAGUUCAAGAUCAACGCGCAGUUCCUGGAGCUGUACAACGAAGAGGUGCUGGAUUUGUUCGACACAACCCGAGACCUGGAGGCCAGGAGGCAGAGAUCCAACAUCAAAAUCCACGAGGACGCCAACGGGGGCAUCUACACCGUGGGGGUCACCACCCGCACUGUCACCUCUGCUGCUGAGAUGAUACAGUGUCUGAAGCUGGGCGCCCUGUCUCGGACCACCGCCAGCACCCAGAUGAACGUCCAGAGCUCGCGCUCCCAUGCCAUCUUCACCAUCCACCUCUGCCAAGUGCGAGUCUGCUCUCCUGACAACAAUGACAACGCCACCGACAACCGGCUGGCUAAUGAUUCGGAGAUUAACGAGUUUGAGACGCUGACCGCCAAGUUCCACUUCGUGGACCUGGCCGGCUCCGAGAGACUGAAGAGAACCGGAGCGACGGGAGACAGAGCCAAAGAGGGCAUCUCCAUCAACUGUGGGCUGCUCGCCCUGGGAAAUGUCAUCAGCGCUUUGGGAGACCGAAGUAAACGCUCCACCCACGUGCCUUACAGAGACUCCAAACUCACCCGGUUGCUACAGGACUCGCUGGGCGGCAACAGCCAAACCGUUAUGAUCGCCUGCAUCAGCCCUUCUGACCGAGACUUCAUGGAGACUUUGAACACCCUGAAGUACGCCAACAGGGCCCGGAACAUCAAGAACAAGGUGAUGGUGAACCAGGACCGAGCCAGCCAGCAGAUCAGCGCCCUGAGGACGGAGAUAGCCCGGCUGCAGAUGGAACUGAUGGAGUACAAGACGGGCAAACGCGUGCUGGGGGAAGACGGCAUGGAGGGCAUCAACGACCUGGUCCACGAGAACUCCAUGCUGCAGACGGAGAACAACAACCUAAGAGUGAGAGUGAAGGCCAUGCAGGAGACCAUCGAUGCCCAGAGGACGAGGCUGACGCUGCUCCUCAGCGAGCAAGCCGGCCAGGUGCUGGCCAAAGCAGGUGAGGGCAGUGAAGAAAUCGGGAACAUGAUUCAGAACUACAUCAAAGAAAUCGAGGAACUACGAGCGAAGCUCCUCGAGAGCGAGGCCGUCAACGAGAAUCUGAGGAAGAGCCUGUCCCGGGCGUCGGCUCGCUCCUCGCUGUACGCCGGACCCGGCUCCUUCUCCUCCGCCCUGAUCGCCCCGGAGAAGGAGGCCAGCGACGUCAUCGAGAUGGCCAAGAAGGACCUGGAGAAGCUCAAGAAGAUGGAGAAGAAGAAGAAAAAGAGGCUGAGGCGGUUCGAGGAGACUCAGGAGGCUGAGCUCGGCAGUGUCGUCAAAGAGGAGCUCCCCGACAACGACCAGGAGAGAAGCAACGAGGAGGCGGAGGGGGACGCCAGCGGACACGAAGACGGAGAAGAUGCCGACGGAGAAGAGGAGGACUAUGAUAUGGAAGGAGAGGAGACGUCUGAAGGCUCUGACUCGGAGGAGCUGGAGGAGAAAGAGAACAUGCAGGCCGACCUGGCCAACAUCACGUGCGAGAUCGCCAUCAAGCAGAAGCUGAUCGACGAGCUGGAGAACAGCCAGCGGCGCCUCCACACCCUCAAGCAGCAGUACGAGCAGAAGCUGACGAUGCUGCACAACAAGAUCCGAGACACGCAGCUGGAGAGGGACAAAGUCCUGCACAACAUGGGCUCGGUGGAGUCGGGCACGGAGGAGAAAGCCAAAAAAAUAAAAGCGGAGUACGAGAGGAAGCUGAGCAGCAUGAACAAAGAGCUGCAGAAGCUCCAGUCGGCUCAGAAGGAGCACGCCCGCCUGCUGAAGAACCAGUCGCAGUACGAGAAGCAGCUCAGGAAGCUCCAGCAGGACGUGGCUGAGAUGAAAAAGACCAAAGUGUCGCUAAUGCGUCAGAUGAAGGAGCAGCAGGAGAGGAGCAGGGCCGCAGAGUGCAGGAGGAACAGAGAGAUCGCCUCUCUGAAGAAGGACCAGCGCAGAGCAGAGCUCCAAGUCAGGCAGCUGGAGGCCCAGAAAAGGCAACAGGAGCUGAUCCUUCGCAGGAAAAACGAGGAGGUGACGGCUCUGAGGCGACAGGUGAGGCCCGUGUCUGGAAAAGCGAGCAGGAAGCCGAGCUCCGCCGAGUCUGCUCAGGAGCCUCCGUCCAGAGGACACCCGGGAAGGCCGCAGGCGUCGGGGGCGAGCCCUUCCAACGGAGCGAGGAGCUCCCCCAUGCGCAUGGGAAGCGUUUACCUGAACAGGACGGCGAGGACUAAAUGGCAGUCCCUGGAGAGACGUGUCAGUGACAUCAUCAUGCAGAGGAUGACCAUCUCCAACAUGGAGACGGAUAUGAACCGACUUCUGAAGCAACGGGAGGAGCUGACCAGGCGGCGGGAGCGCGUGUCCAGGAAGAGAGAAAAGCUGGCGGCGGACGGCGCCGACGCCGACCGCUCCCUCGCCUCGCUGAACGAGGAGCUGGAGUCCCUGGGCGCCAACAUCGACUACAUCAACGACAGCAUCGCCGACUGCCAGGCCAACAUCAUGCAGAUGGAGGAGGCCAAGGAGGAAGGAGACACCGUGGAUGUCGCCGCCGUCAUCAGCUCCUGCAGCUUGUCAGAGGCCCGCUUCCUACUGGACAAUUUCGUGUCUAUGGCCAUCAGCAAGGGUCUGCAAGCAGCUCAGAAGGACUCCCAGCUGAAGGUGAUGGAGGGGAGGCUGAAGCAGACGGAGAUAAACAGCGCCACCCAGAACCAGCUGCUCUUCCACAUGCUGAAGGAAAAGGCCGAGAUCAACCCGGAGCUGGAUGCCCUGCUGGGCAGCGCUCUGCAAGAGUUAGGGUUCCUGUGGCCCGGAGCAGAAAACGGGGAUUGCAGCAGCAGCGACGAGUCCACCCCGAGUCCGGCUCCAGAUGGCAGCACACUGCCGUCAGAUUUAAUGAAGUUGUGUGGUGAAUCCAAACCAAGAGGCAAGGCUCGAAGGCGGACCACCACCCAGAUGGAGCUGCUUUAUGCUAGCAGUGGGGAUUUGUCCUGCGAGUCCCCCACCGGAGACUUCCCGGCCCCGUUGCUGCCCCUCGCCGAGCGGCAGGAAGGACCGGCAGACGCGUGGGGUCUCGCAGCUGGUCAAGCCCCGGACCGCGAGCGAACCUUUUCGCCAUCUGUGCUGUCUGCCAGGCCAGCUGGCAUUUCUGGGUCUAGAUCACCAACGGGCGUGGAGAGGAAGCCGUUGGAGCGCUCGCCCCUGACCCGCAGGAAGGUGCAAGAAAAGGGCCCCACCAUGACCCCCAUGGCAACCCCUGCACUGAAACCAAUAGCGGACAACACAGAAACUAAAACUAAAGGCAGCGAAUACAAGUCAAUGCUCGAUGAAUCGCCGGUAUUUGAAGGACAACGUGGUGUGAUCAGUCCGGUGGCGGCCCCUAAGAACAGUCGAGGCGCCAGAAUUCAGUGCGUCCACGUGGCUGAAGGCCACACCAAACCUGUUCUCUGCGUGGAUGCAACGGAUGACCUGCUGUUUACUGGCUCUAAGGAUCGGACUUGUAAGGUCUGGAACCUAGUAACGGGCCAGGAGAUUAUGUCUCUAGCGGAUCAUCCCAGUAGUGUUGUCUCAGUCAGGUACACCUCCAGCCUUGUUCUCACCGUUUCCACUGCUUACAUCAAGGUCUGGGAUAUUCGCGACUCUGCUAAGUGUAUCCGUACACUCACGUCAUCAGGCCAAGUGGGGUCAGGGGAUACAUGUUCUUCUGCUAGGAGUUUAUCUAUCCCACCCGGAGAGAGUCAGAUAAACCAGAUUGCCCUCAACAUGUCCGGAUCAUUCCUGUACGCUGCUGCAGGGAACGCCGUGCGCAUGUGGGACCUCCGCAAGUUCGUGUCCACCGGAAAGUUGACGGGCCAUUUGGGACCUGUUAUGUGUCUAACUGUCGAAAAGUUGGGCCACGGACAGGACGUCGUGCUCACUGGCUCGAAAGAUCAUCACGUCAAAAUGUUCGAGGUGGCGGAAGGGGCUCAGGGCAGCAUCGGCUCCAGCUACACGUUCGACCCGGCCCACCAGGACGCCGUGGAGUCUCUAGCCAUCCACGGCGAUGUCUUCUACAGCAGCUCCAGAGAUUAUCACAUAAAGAAGUGGGACAUGGCCAGCAAAAAGCUUUUACAGUCGGUCAGUGCCCAGACAGAUUGGGUCAGCGUCCUGGGCGUGGUACCGGGCUCCCCGGUGCUCCUCAGUGGGUGCAGAGGAGGGCUGCUUCGCCUUUGGCACGCUCACUCCCUAGCACCCCUCGGAGAGGUCCAGGGGCACGACAGCCCCAUCAAUGGCUUGGCAACCAACAGCACCCAGUUGUUCACAGCCUCAGACGACCGCACGGUGAAAAUCUGGGAGGCAAAACCCCCCCUGGAGGAUGAAGUCCACUGACAACGGAUCUCUGUCAUUCGCAUACGCUGGACUCUGUACUUGUCAUCACCAGUUGUUUGAUACAAUGGGUGUAAGCUUUUUUUUUUUUUUUUGGUGGCAGUCGUAGAUGUUGCACCAUCGCCGGCGCCCAACAGGGAUCUGUGUCCGGAACACCCAAUUGGAUGUGGUCAGUUUCUCCAUGGGGGGGGGAACGGUUACAGAUAUUUUAGGUCAUAACGAACCACCAUGAACCUAAAAAGGCACCUUAAGUCGUCUCUAGAGUUACAGUGGCCACAAGACGGUUUGGAAAGUAGGAUUUUUAUUGAUCCCAGGGAGGCUGGCUCCAGUCGGGCGACAUCAAUGCAUAUAGUAUGUUUUUGGGGUUUUUUAAGAUCCUGAGGGAAAAGAAACGGUGAUAAUGAAAUGGUUUGUUUCUCAUGUCCAAAAUUAAUUUAAAUCAAAAACAUAGCGAUUUUCUGUUCCAACCACAUCAAAAACUGUGAUCGUAUCCUGUGUGUUGACAUGAUGUAUGAUAUAUCCUGUCUUCCCAACAAUGCUGUAAAGCUUAUUUUGUGUAUGUGUGAGUGUGUGUGUGUCUGUGUGUGUGUGUGUGUCUGAUGUUCUGUUUCUCAGUUAAAGGACCAAACUACUGAAAACGUGCUAUACUUUGCUGCCUCGGCGUUACUUGUUUUUCAGUAAUAUGCCAUGUAGUUUAACUUUAAACACAGGUGGUUUGUGAGACGCGCAACGUGAAAGCAAACAUUGCUUAAUGCUUAAGCAACCCAAGCACCUUGGAUCCUCCAGCUCAGAAAGGCGAGGUACACAUUGUGUGAAAACACAUUUUCUUCCUAACAUAUCUAAUGGGGGUCCAACCUGGAGAUGAGGGGCAAGACUGAAUUCAUGUCUGCGUGUAGUCUGGCUUACGUCUGCUGAAAUGGUGAACUGCUUAAAUCCUGGAAACAAUUAUUGCAAACAGAAUUCCUGUAUCUCUGAAAUGCUACUAUUUAUUUGUUUUUCUUGUGUUGUCUGAGAUCAGUGUCCAUCAUGUCUUUAUCACCUGUGACCGACUGUACAUUUGCUCAAACUAACGUCUGUGUUCUUUGUGUCACAGACAAUGAUUUGCACAGAAUUAAUGGGAUGGAUUUCUCCGUAAUCAUAGUUGUUUUAUCAGUGCCUGUCAUAAAUCCUAAACUUUG
This is a messenger RNA of Fundulus heteroclitus (mummichog), 6294 nucleotides long. Its product is annotated as kinesin-like protein KIF21A. The coding region runs from base 338 to 5119 and encodes 1593 amino acids. Lineage: Eukaryota; Metazoa; Chordata; Actinopteri; Cyprinodontiformes; Fundulidae. Gene Ontology annotation, biological process: microtubule-based movement; mitotic spindle organization. The transcript has 37 exons. The record is from RefSeq and is a predicted model, not a curated record. Gene Ontology annotation, molecular function: microtubule binding; ATP binding; microtubule motor activity.